Messenger RNA from Micromonas pusilla CCMP1545, 942 nucleotides. RefSeq lists its product as uncharacterized. The transcript has a single exon. NCBI's taxonomy places the organism in Eukaryota, Viridiplantae, Chlorophyta, Mamiellophyceae, Mamiellales, Mamiellaceae. Bases 1 to 942 code for a protein of 313 amino acids. The record is from RefSeq and is a predicted model, not a curated record. Gene Ontology annotation, biological process: dephosphorylation.
AUGCCGCCGCCGCCCCGUCCCAUCGACGCGCGAGGCGGCGAAACCCGCGACGACGACGCGGCCGCCGCGCCGUCGACGUCGGCGGCGGCGUCGGAUCCCGCCGCGGCGCCACCCCCGUCAUCAACCUCGCCCCUCCGCACUUCGCCGUUGAGCGCGACGAACGUGCCGACGGUCCUCUCCAAGCUGCGGAAGUGGGGCGACUACGCGAGCUUCGGCGAGCCCGCACUGCCGUCGAAGUUCAUCCCGAUGAAGACGCCGCUGUCGCCGACGCUGCUGCGCGAGGACACGUUCGAGAACGUCCUCCUGCUGCCAAACUUUCUCGCCGAGCAGCGCGAAUCGCGCGGCCGCGACGUCGGCCUCGUCAUCGACCUGUCCAACCACGACUGCCUGUACGGCGACGGCAUCCCGGAGGGUCUCGAGCGCGUCCACGUCCGGAACGUCGCGAAAAGCGUCCCGGACAUCGCGUGCACGAGCGAGGUCAUCGCCGUCGCGUCCGAGUUUUGGUCGCGGCGGCCCAACGCGUUCGUCGCGAUUCACUGCGCGUACGGGUUCAACCGCACUGGGUUCGUGUUGUGCUGUUACCUCAUCGAGGCGUGCGGGCUGAGCGCGGACGACGCGCUCGCGUCGUUCGCGGCGGCGCGGCCGCCGGGGGUGAAGCACGACCGGUUCAAGGUGGCGCUGAGGAGGCGGUAUCCGACGCCCGGGUGCGCGCCCGUGCCGCGCGACGACGCGGGGGAAGACGACGGCGGCGACGGCGACGCGGAUCGCGACGGCGGCGACGACGGCGAGGUCGGGUCCGGGGGCGACGGCGGGGGAGCGCGCGGGGGCGAGGGGGAGUCGUGGCGGAACGAGACGUUGGAUCUGGACAACGUCGCGGAGUUAGAGGAGGCGUUAGUCGAGCUCGAGGAAGAGCGCAGGGCGAGCUUGGACCGGGGGUCGUAG